GAGGACACAUCAUGAUCAUGAGACAUAGUCAUCCUUUCUUCCCCAUUCCUCACUUUAGUGGGAAGAGAGAGAAAGCACAUGUUCCCACAUGUUUCCAUGAAUUUACAGAGCAAUUUGGCCUGGAUUGGACAUAGAUAAUAGUACUAGAAAACAUGCAAUAAUAAAUGUAGUACCUUUAUGUAGGAAGCACUGCUGGAGCAUGCCUUUUUCCAGUUGUCAUUUAUUACGUUUUGUUUACUCUGUAAUGCAUUCUAAUUUUCUGCAGUAGCUAUUUCCUAAUCCCCAUUAGAAGGGGACCUAACAUACUGGAUUCUGGAGUCUGGAGUAUACUCAUAUUUUCAGAAUAGGCGUAUCUCAGAGUCAAACGCAAACAGAAGUUUGUUGUGUCCUGAACUCCGACUGCAAAACAACACAACUGAAGAGUUUUUCAGAGAGAAAGUUUCAAGUUAACAGCAUUAUCUUCCACCAGAAUUGCAAUGAAUUGAGUUGUAGGAGUGGUUUAGGGAUCCAGAAGCAGAUAAUACAACCAAAAAAAUGUUCAAGACAUGGAAGCGCGACAAGAAGAAGAUAAAAGUUGUAUUCAAAUUGCAGUUUCAGGCAACUCAGGUUCCAAAGUUGAAGAAGUCUGCUUUGACGAUAUCCCUGGUGCCGGACGAUGUUGGGAAGCCAACGCUGAGGCUAGAGAAAGUUGCAGUUCAGGAUGGAACCUGUUUAUGGGAGAAUCCUGUCUAUGAAACAAUGAAACUCACCAAGGAAAUAAAAACAGGAAAACUCAGUGAGAAAAUUUACCAUUUCAUAGUUUCGACUGGAUCAUCUAAAUCAGGUUUUCUGGGAGAAGCUUCCAUUGAUUUUGCCGAUUUCGCAGCAGAAACUGAACCGAUCACUGUCUCCCUUCCCCUUAAGUUUGCUAACUCUGGUGCCAUUCUACAUGUAACAGUUCAUAGAGUGCUGGGAGAUGCAGAUCAAAGAUACCUAGAAGAAAAUGAAGAUGUGACACUUUCUCAAGAUGGAAGCCUCCACAACCAAGAAAGCAUUUACAAUGUAGAUGGAAAUGACCUAAAUUUUGCUGAAGAUGGAGACAUCAACAUGGCCAUACGUCAGAAUGGUGAAGAAAAUGGCAGUGUUAGAAAAAAGAAUAUGCACCGAAGAUCAAACACAGAUUGGUCAGCAGGUUCAGUUUCAGAGGGAAGUUUAGUUGACUCAAGUAACAGCAAUGAAGAAACCCCAAGAGAAUGGCGAGAAGCUUCAAAUGAUUCUAUUGAGAAACUCAAAAAUGAAAAUGUAAUGCUAGCAAGGCAGGCAGAUUUGUCAGAAUUAGAGGUGCAAUCUCUUCGGAAACAGGUUAUGAGAGAGAACAGAAGGAUGCAGGAUCUGUCACAACAAAUUACCAGCCUUAAAGAAGAGAGGGAUGCACUAAAAUCAGAGUUUGAACAAUUCAAGUUGGGGAAUACAGAAGAGGCAGCACUACAGAGCCAAUUGCAGGCUCAGAAUGAGGACACAGUUGUUCUGUUAGAAGAGAUCAGGCAGGAGCUUGAUCAUGAAAAGGAAUUGAAUGCCAAUCUUCGGUUGCAACUGCAGAAGACACAGGAUUCAAACUCUAAUUUGAUUCUUGCAGUGAGGGACCUCAAUGACAUGUUAGAGCAAAAGAAUGAGGAAAUCUCUCAUCUCUCCAGUGAGAUAGAAACAAGUGAGGCUGAGCAUGAGAAGACUGUAACAGAAUUAGUGAAGGCACAAAAUGAUGCCAAUGAAAUAGACAUGCUGAACAAGACAGUUGCAGAACUAAAUGCUGAACUAGAGCACUACAGGAAAGACAAAGAAGAGCAAGAGAUGCAUAUAGAACAACUCAGCCAUGAGCAUGAAGUCCUUAAACAGGAAAAUUACAAAAUCUCCUCUCAGUUAGAGCAAAAUUGGCUAGAAGAGUCAGAGUCAAAGAGGGUGCAAAAUCAGUACUCAGAAUCUUUGGCUACCAUAAAAGAACUUGAAUCCGAUGUACAAAUAUUAGAGGACAAAAUCAUGCAGCAGUCAGAAGAAUACUCAGAAUCUUUGAUUGCCAUUAAUGAACUUGAAAGUCAAGUCAAGGAAUUAAAGAAAGAAAUGGAGAAGCAGGCACAGGGAUUUGAAGUUCAUAUGGAUGAUAUGAUACAUUCAAAAACAGAGCAGGAACAGAGAGCUAUCAAUGCAGAGGAGGCCUUGAGAAAGACAGAGGAGGCCUUGAGAACGACAAGGUGGAAAAAUGCUGUGACUGCUGAGCGGCUUCAGGAGGAAUUUAAAAGGGUUUCUGUUGAAAUGGCAACUAAAUUAGAUGACAAUGAGAAGAAGUACAUGGAAGCAGUUACAGAAGCUAAUGAACUGCGUUUGGAAAAAGGAAAUCUGGAAGAAAAGCUCCAGAAAGCUUUUGAUGAGCUUGGACUAGUUAAGGAUAAGAGUAUAAAAAGAGAGCAAGAGCUACUGGACCAACUUGAUCAAGCACAAAAGAAAGAGGGAGAACACAAUGAGAUGGAGAAGCUCAUAGAAAGAUGGAAAAAAGAGAGAGAUGAUUUGGAGAAAAAGAUCACUUCAGCAAAGAAUGAAGCAGAUAAAGCACAGGAGCAAUUACUUACCAUGGGUUCUUUGAAGGAUGAAAAAGAGAUAAUAAUCUCAAAUUUGCAGUCAGAAACGGAAAACCUGAGACUUGAAUGUAAUGAAAUGAAAAGUAGCUUGAUCAAAGAAGAAAUGGAGAAAGAAAAAUUGAGAAAGCAGGUUGUUCAACUAAGAAAUGACCUACAGAAGAAGGAAGAGGAAAUCAAGAGUAUAGGAAAACAGAAAAAAAAUGGUCAAUCAGCAUUUCGCAAUCUAGAGUUGAGUACAAGGAGCAGCAACUCUACCCCACCUCCUCCUCACAACUCUAAGGAUAUAACUAGUUUGAACAAGAAAUUGAGGUUGCUUAAGGAACAGUUAAAACUCAAGGAAACUACAAAUUCAGUUCCAGGGAAGGAGGGAAAUAUCAGCCAUAUGAUUGAAGAGCUACAGAGCAGCCUGGAACAGCUCAAAAAUUGUCAAUGUUUUUCUGCAGAUCACAGUCAAAAGGAGGCCAUUUCUGCCAUCAAUAAUCCUGAGUUGCUAAAAGAAGUGGCAUUUCUUAAGGAAAGGAACAAGACAAUGGAGCAUGAGCUGAAAGAAAUGCAAGAAAGAUAUUCAGAAAUAAGUCUCAAAUUUGCAGUGGUAGAAGGUGAAAGGCAGCAACUUGUAAUGACAGUAAGAAAUCUCAAGAAUGGUAAGAAGAACUAGCAUGUCUGAAGAUGCAAGAGGUUUGACAGGGUGAAGAAGAUGAUUUCUAUGAGAGCAGCAAAUUUGGGUGUAUGGUUACAUCAAAGUUCACAUAUCAAUUGAAUUGGUAGAACAGAAAGCCAUUUGUAUUUUUUCUUAACCUCUCCCGUUCUUAAUUCUAAAACAUGUUUUGAUUCAACCUAUAAAGCUAAAAGGCCCCAGCAGCAGAUGUUGGCUUUCCAGAUUUGAAUGUUUGGAUGUUCAUAGAAUUAGUGGA
Messenger RNA from Rubroshorea leprosula, 3523 nucleotides. The record is from the annotation of a GenBank genome assembly. NCBI's taxonomy places the organism in Eukaryota, Viridiplantae, Streptophyta, Magnoliopsida, Malvales, Dipterocarpaceae.